Molecule: messenger RNA, 1598 nt
Organism: Melospiza melodia melodia
Lineage: Eukaryota; Metazoa; Chordata; Aves; Passeriformes; Passerellidae
Gene: PIGW
Product: phosphatidylinositol glycan anchor biosynthesis class W
Exons: 2
Coding region: 68-1588 (506 amino acids)
Biological process (GO): GPI anchor biosynthetic process; protein localization to plasma membrane
Cellular component (GO): membrane; endoplasmic reticulum
Molecular function (GO): glucosaminyl-phosphatidylinositol O-acyltransferase activity
Source: RefSeq, a predicted model, not a curated record
GCCGCGGGCCCCGCCGGCUCCGGCCCCUCAGCGCCAUCCGUGCCCCGCUCCCGAGGAAGGGAGAAGAAUGUCCCAAAAACAGCUGAAAGAAGCUUUUAUCAGCAAUCUGAACGGAACGAGUUUGCUGGAAAUUUCUGCAGGCUUAUCCCUUCCUCCGCUGUGCCUGCUGUGCAGAGGGCUCCUCCUGAUCCUGCACUACCUGCACCAUGGAAAACCUGUAAGCUCAAGGACGUACAGCCUGCUGCUGGACUUCCUGGUGCUGGUGUCUCCUCUCGUGUUCUCCUGCACUGUCUUGUCCCCAAUCAUCUUUUUCAUUCCAGUUAUCCUUGCUGCCUUCUGUGCCGCAAUAUUUUCCAGAAUAUACAGCCAGACAAAAUGGAAGGCCAGAGUGCCCUUGGGGCAAAUUGUAAAAGAAUUCCAGAAGGCACGCUUGGACCCCGAGUGCAUUCCGGCAAUAACUGUGUUCCGUGUUUAUGUCAACGUGCUGACAUCCAUCAGCAUUUUGGCCGUGGAUUUCCCGCAGUACCCCCGGCGAUACGCCAAGGCCGAGACCUACGGCACCGGGGCCAUGGAUUUGGGGGUGGGAGCCUUCAUCUUUGGAAAUGCUCUCGUCUGCCCUGAGGUUCGGCAGAAGCCUCACAGGACUCAGCCCAGGUUCUCCAGCCUGGCCAGGCAGGUGUUUUCUGUAUGGCCACUGAUUGCCCUCGGCGUCGGGCGGCUGCUGAGCGUUAAAUCCAUCGAGUACCACGAGCACACCUCGGAGUACGGCGUGCACUGGAACUUCUUCUUCACCCUGGCGCUGGUGAGACUCGCAGCCUCUCUGCUUUUAGCCAUAUUCCCCAAACACAAGGCUUGGCUCGUGGCUCUGGCUGUGGCUGUGCUCUACCAGCUGCUCCUCAGCACGACCUCUCUGAAGACGUUCAUCCUGCACGGCAGCGACGGCCGGGGCUCCCGGCUCGGCUUCCUUGACGCCAACCGGGAAGGGCUCUUCUCCCUCUUUGGCUACCUGGCCAUCUACCUGGCGAGCGUGCAGGUGGGGCUGUGGCUGCUGCAGCGCAGGAGCUCGGUCAGGGGCUGGCUGGAGGCCCUCGGGGGGCUGGCCCUGGCCGUGCUGGGGCUGUGGGCGCUGCUGCAGCCGUGCCAGGCGGGCACCGAGCCCGUGUCCCGCCGCAUGGCCAACCUGCCCUUCUGCGCCUGGGUGCUCGCCCAGUGCCUGCUGCUGCUGGGCUUCUUCGUGCUCGCUGACCUCAGCCUGGUGUUCACAAAGCUGCUGGUCAAGGGCUGCAGCGUGCCCUGCUGCUGGAAGGUUGUGCAGCCCCCUGAUUCCAGGAAAAAGCAAGGAAUGGAGGCUGAGCCGGUGGGAAGGCAGGACAAGCUGUCACAGCCAUGCCUGAUUAGUGCUAUUAACAAAAAUCAAUUACUGUUUUUCUUGCUAGCAAACGUUAUGACUGGUGCUGUGAACAUCUUGAUAGACACAAUCCACAGCAAGGCUGCCUUUACAUUAUGCAUACUGCACGGGUACAUGUUUUUUAAUUGUUUAAUUAUGUAUAUAUUGCACGCCAGAAAUAUAGUAUUAAAGUUUUGGUGAUUCCACUUUG